Hippopotamus amphibius kiboko is the source of this 838-nucleotide messenger RNA. RefSeq names its product SFT2 domain containing 2 (gene SFT2D2). Gene Ontology annotation, cellular component: membrane. The transcript has 8 exons. Gene Ontology annotation, biological process: vesicle-mediated transport. The record is from RefSeq and is a predicted model, not a curated record. NCBI's taxonomy places the organism in Eukaryota, Metazoa, Chordata, Mammalia, Artiodactyla, Hippopotamidae. Bases 53 to 535 code for a protein of 160 amino acids.
GCGCCGCAGCCAGCGCGACAGGCGGCCGGAGCCGGGGUGGACCGAGCCCGCCAUGGACAAGCUGAAGAAGGUGCUGAGCGGGCAGGACGCCGAGGACCGCGGCGGCCUGUCCGAGGUGGUGGAGGCAACGUCAUUAAGCUCGGGCACCAGAAUAAAAGGCUUCAUUGCCUGUUUUGCUAUAGGAAUCCUCUGCUCACUGCUGGGGACUCUUCUGCUCUGGGUGCCCACGAAGGGACUAUACCUCUUCGCAGUGUUUUAUACCUUUGGUAACAUCGCAUCUCUUGGGAGCACUGUUUUCCUCAUGGGACCAAUGAAACAGCUGAAGCGAAUGUUCGAGCCUACGCGCUUGAUUGCAACUAUCUUGGUGCUGUUGUGUUUUGCACUUACCCUGUGUUCUGCCUUUUGGUGGCACAACAAAGGGCUUGCUCUCAUCUUCUGCAUUUUGCAGUCUCUGGCCCUGACGUGGUAUAGCCUUUCCUACAUACCGUUUGCAAGGGAUGCUGUGAAGAAGUGUUUUGCUGUGUGUCUUGCAUAACAUUUGGCCGGUUUUGCAAAGCUUUGGAAGGCACAGUGGAUGAAGUUGGUGGACCACGUUGUAAAUAUCUUCUAAACUUCCGUCUCACAGACACGUGCCUUUGAUCUUGCAGCAACGUGUUCCUUGCGUUCUGAACAUUUGACGGUUGCUUUUGGAGGCAACAGUGUGUUCCCAAACCCAAAUGUCUGUAGCACGAUAUGAGAGGUGGGUUCUGAAUCGGACAGAGUGGAAUCUUCCUCGUGCACCUUUGGAUGGUGUUCCACUGAGUUCUCAUAAAUAAAAAAAACCUUGUUAGCAGCAGCA